UGGGGAGCGGACCUGCCUCCUCUAGCCGUGAGAGAGAGAGAGAGAGAGGGUCAGGGAGAGAGAGUGAGAAAAAGAGAGAGAGAGGCGUAGGUACGUCUCCCCUCUCACUCCCCUUUUACGGCUUCAGCUACGCCUCUGCUACGGUACACCCCAGACCCCUAGUCUAGUUCAAGACCGGUGAAAAACAAGAAAACAAAUAAAAGUGAAGCCGUGAAAAUAGAAAAAAAAAAGUGUCACUGAUGUGAGGUGUUGGUGUCGAAAAUAAAAAAUAAAUAUAAAUAAAAAUUGUGAUCAGUAUUACACGUGGAUAUUACGUCAUCGCCAUGCCUCGUCGGUACCGAAUCUCUCUCCUGGGUGUACUGGUGGUCUCUGCCUGCAGCGGAGCCCUACGCCUCAAGGAAUCCGUGAUCCCGCCCUACAAGCUCCGCGGGGAGACCGUCGAGCUCCGGUGCGAUUUCGAGAAGGAGAACUCCUCCAUCUACUCCGUCAAGUGGUUCAAGGACGACGAGGAGUUCUACCGUUACGUCCCACGGGAUAAUCCUCAGUACAACAUCUUCCCUAGGAACGGAGUCAAGGUCGAUCAAGAGUCUCUCCAGCCCAACCGCGUUGUCCUGAAGGAGGUCGACUUCAACACCUCCGGGCAGUACAGGUGCGAGGUUUCAGCAGAAGGACCCGAAUUCAACACAGUCAUAGGAACUGGAAGUCUUUUGGUCGUGGAGCCUCCUACUGCAGGCCCAGUCAUCACAGGAGGGAAGGAGAAGUACAAGGUCAACGAGACAGUUGACCUCCUGUGCACCUCGAGUCCUUCAAGGCCGGCGACCUUCCUCUCCUGGAGGAUAAACGACAGGCCGGCCCCACGAGAGCUGGUGAUGAAGGAGCCCUUGUACGUGGCCAAGGACGGCCUCGUCACGCAGUUCUCCCGUCUCAUGUUCGUCGCUCGCCCUCACCAUUUCGUCCGCGGCCUCCUCAGGGUCAAGUGCGUGGCGGAGAUCAACGAAAGGCGGAUGGCCCACCACCCCACGAUACCCGAAACCUUCAGGGCAUGGGAGAGAUCUUUCCAAGCCAGCACAGGACACCGGGUCCUACCACCCACCUACUUCGUGUUAGCCUUCGCCCUCUCCUUCGUCAGUAGAUGAAAUGCAGCAGACCCUCCCUCCCCCUUACCCUCCUCCUCCUCCUCCUCCACCUCUGUACGAAGGAUAUCUCUAGGAUAAUCAUAGGACUAGGCCUCUAAAUAACCUUUGAAAAUAUAAAGCAUUCGAGUAAGCAAUUCGCUUGUGGUUCUUCUUUUAUUUUAGUGUCGCCAUGAUGAGAAACUGUGAGACUCUUCUCGAGGUAAUCCAGUGAUACCGUCGCUUUGUGUAUGAGUGAAAAGGGAAAAUGGUACUUUGUGUAUAAAGGGAAAAAAGGAAAAAAACAAAGGAGCUCUGACGGUCAAGUGGUGAUGAUAAACUCCAAAAUAAUGUGCGAUAAAGUUGUUUAACUUUGUUUAUACAAAGAGGAGAGUUGUCUGGAGUGUGAAUAAUGCAGGUGCUUUACUUUGUGUAUAUAUAAACAAGGUAAAAUGGAUUCCAAAUGCUAUAUAAUAAAGACUUGUUGGACUUGGUGUAUAUAGAAAAAAGGAAAACGGACUUCAAACUGCUAAAUGUUAAGUUUCUGAACUUUGUGUACAUACAAACAAUGACGAAAACAAAGCUCUCCAAAAGUCAAGGAAUAACUUAGUGUGCAUAAUGAGGAAAAUGAUUUAAAACGCCAAGUAAUACAGCUACUCAACUUUGUGUAUAAACAAUGAAAAAAAAAUACUUCUGAGAAGUUAGAUAAUAGAAUUUUUAUGUAUAUAUAAAAACUGUUCUAUGCCGCUGUUGCUUUUCAGAUUGUUUAUAUUAGAAAUGCCCUAACUUUGUGUAUAUAUAGAGAAUAACAAAUUGUGUACAUACGAGGAUGAAGCUGAUCGUAACUAAUGAAUUCUAAAGGGACAUAUGACUUUGUUUAUUGAAAAUAUGUAUAAAUAUCGACUUCAGAAUCUUAUGAUUACAGAUCCUGGAGUGUACGUCAACAAACAAUGAUAAAAUACUCGUCUUAUGAACAUAGUAUGAUAGUGAAACGAGCAGGGU
Molecule: messenger RNA, 2114 nt
Organism: Macrobrachium nipponense
Lineage: Eukaryota; Metazoa; Arthropoda; Malacostraca; Decapoda; Palaemonidae
Product: cell adhesion molecule 3-like
Exons: 7
Coding region: 324-1136 (270 amino acids)
Source: RefSeq, a predicted model, not a curated record